This is a messenger RNA of Perognathus longimembris pacificus (Pacific pocket mouse), 2665 nucleotides long. RefSeq names its product CD93 molecule (gene Cd93). The transcript is spliced from 2 exons. Gene Ontology annotation, molecular function: calcium ion binding. The coding region runs from base 387 to 2357 and encodes 656 amino acids. Lineage: Eukaryota; Metazoa; Chordata; Mammalia; Rodentia; Heteromyidae. The record is from RefSeq and is a predicted model, not a curated record.
ACGGAACUGAACACUUCUUCCCCAUGUCGCCCGGGGUUUCCACAGCUCUGAGCCAGGGAUCAGCCAAGCCGCCUGGCCCCUUUUGUGAACAACAAAACUGGUGGUGAUGAAGGCAACAGGAGUUAGAAAACUAUUCACUGCAGGAAGCCCCAGUAUCCGGUGAGAAAUAAGAAUUACAAGAGCACAGGAUGCGCCUUGGGUCAGGGGGAUGUGAAAAGUCCAGCAGUCUUUGUGUCCUCUGAGCCACAACUGCUGCUGCUGCUGCAGUCUCUGCUGCUUAAACCACAGCUCCCCUCCCAGCACUGCUGGGUGCCAGCGGCUGAGCUCAGGUGGCUGCAAUCACGGCGGGGUGUCUAGCUCCUUUUCAGGGUGACCUGGAGACCAGGAUGGCCACUUCUAAGAGUCUUCUGUUGUUGCUGCUUUGGAGCCAGCCCUGGCUGGGAGCUGGAGCUGACUCGGAUGCUGUGGUGUGCGUGGAGACUGCCUGCUAUACGGCCCACUGGAGCAAACUGAAUGCUGCUGAGGCCCAGCAUCACUGCAAUGUGAAUGGAGGCAACCUGGCCACAGUGAAGAGCGAGGAGGAGGCCAUACAUGUCCAGCAAGCCCUGGCCCAGCUCCUGAAGUCCAAGAAGCCCCUGGAACAAAGGCUAGGCAAGUUUUGGAUUGGACUCCAGCGAGAGAAGGGCAAGUGCAUGGAUCACGACCUGCCACUGAAGGGCUUCAGCUGGGUGGGUGGGGGUGAGGAUACCUCUUAUAAAAACUGGCACCGAGAUGUCAGGACCUCCUGCAUCUCCAAGCGCUGUGUGUCCUUACUGCUGGACUUGUCAUUGACACCCCAUCCCAGCCAACUCCCCAAGUGGGUGGACAGCCCCUGCGGGAACCCUCAGAAUUCAGGAAGCAGCAAAGUUGAGGGAUUUGUGUGCAAGUUCAGCUUCAAAGGCAUGUGCCAGCCUCUGGCCCUAGGGGGUCCGGGCCAGGUGACCUAUUCCACCCCUUUCCAGGCCAUCACCUCUUCCCUGGAGGCUGUGCCCUUUGCCUCAGCAGCCAAUGUGGUCUGUGGGGAAGAGACUGAGAGGAAAAGCCAUUAUUUUCUGUGCAAGGAAAAGGCCCCUGGGGUGUUCAGCUGGGACAGCUCUGGCCCCCUCUGCGUAGGCCCCAAGUUUGGCUGCAACUUUAACAACGGGGGCUGCCAGCAGGAUUGCUUUGAAGGUGGGGAUGGCUCCUAUCUCUGCGGCUGCAGGCCCGGGUUCCGGCUGCUGGAUGACCUCGUGUCCUGUGCCUCUAGAAAUCCUUGCAGCUCCAGCCCGUGUAAAGGGGGGGCCACAUGUGUCCCUGAACCCUAUGGGCAAAACUACACAUGCCAUUGCCCCCCUGGAUACCAGCUGGACUCAAGUCAGCUCGGCUGUGUGGACAUGGAUGAAUGUCAAAACUCCCCUUGUGCCCAGGAUUGUGUCAACACCCCAGGGGGCUUCCACUGUGAGUGCUGGGUGGGCUACAAACCUGGAGGCCCAGAAGAGGAUGCCUGUAGGGAUGUGGAUGAGUGUGCCUCAGACCCCUCGCCCUGUGCCCAGGGCUGCAUCAAUACCGACGGCUCCUUCCACUGCUCUUGCCAUGAGGGUUACGUCUUGUCUGAAGAAGAUGGUACUCAGUGCAAGGAUGUGGAUGAGUGUUCAGACCCCAAAGGCAACCCAUGUGACACCGAGUGCAUUAACACACCAGGGUCCUUCCGCUGUGGCUGCCAGCAGGGCUGGGAGCUGGCCUCCACUGGGGUCUCUUGCAUCAUGCCCUCUGGGUCCUCAGGAUCAUUGUCUGAGCCUCCUCCAGAAGAAGACAAGGGAGCCAGACAAGAGACCACCGCACCUCCUUCUAAAACAUCCAGUUCCACCAGAGCCUUUGAAGGUAUUGCUAAGGGAGACCCUGAGAGUAUCACCACAAGGAGACCAUCCCUCUCUUCCAGUUUCCCCUCCACCUCUGCUCCUCCUGAGAUGUCAGCUUCUAGUGGGUCCCCCCAAAUCUGGACAGAGUUGGGCAUCCAUUUUCCUAUGACCACCUCCCAUGACAAGCCAACAGGAGAGAAUUCCCUGGUGGGCAAGGAUUCUGUGGCCCCACAAAGUGAUGAUGGCACAGAUGGAACAAAGCUCCUUCUGUUCUACAUCCUGGGCACUGUGGUGGCCAUUUCACUCUUGUUGGCUCUGGCACUAGGGCUUCUAAUUUACCGUAAACGAAGAGCCAAGAGGGAAGAGAUCAAAGAGAAGAAGCCCCAGAAUGCUGCUGACAGCUACUCCUGGGUCCCAGAGCGAGCAGAGAACCGGGCCAUGGAGAAUCAGUACAGUCCAACACCAGGGACAGACUGCUGAAGGUGAGGUGGCCUCAGAAAUGCAAUCAGUCAGCUACCACCAUCUUAGGAACUUUACAUUUCCUGACUCAAGGGAAGACCUCCAUCCUUCCACAAGACUGGACUGGAAUCUUGUCCAACAGUUGUAUACCUCCCCCUCUUAAAAGUAUGGUGGCUUGGGGAUGUGCAGGUAUUUCUGCAGUGUGUGCGAUCUUCAUGACAUACGUGUGUGUGUGUGUGUGUGUGUGUGUGUGUGUGUGUGUGGUGGCCUGUCAUUUUCAGUUGUGAAUAUUAAUGGUUUUCAUUCAAAUGUUCCUUUUCAAAUUUAAA